Molecule: messenger RNA, 794 nt
Organism: Daldinia vernicosa
Lineage: Eukaryota; Fungi; Ascomycota; Sordariomycetes; Xylariales; Hypoxylaceae
Exons: 1
Coding region: 155-769 (204 amino acids)
Source: RefSeq, a predicted model, not a curated record
GUCCGUGCGUUCCAAGUGAGAUUUUGGGGUUGCAGAUGGGUACAUCGAAAUGCAUCUUAGGUAAUAGUACGGUACUUCAGCAAUUUUACUUCAACAUUGGAACCUUUUUUUCUUUCCUUUUCUUUUUUUGCGAAUCACGAUAAACCUCUCCAACAUGGAUAAAUUAGUAUGGCGAAAAGCUGCAAAGGCCACAGCAUCCUUCCGACCAGCACCCACAAAGAUAAUAUUCCUCAAUCAACCCCGCCUCGUCCGAUAUGCUAGCACAGUCCCGUCGAUUACGCAGCCAUCGUUUUGGAAGAAUAUGAUACCGAAACCAUUCCGACGCUCACAACAACAAUCUGUGAACUGGGGUGUGCCUAAGAAACCCAAGUCAAAAGAAUGGAAUCCAGCUACAUUCUAUAUCGUCAUCUUCCUCUUCAUUGGAUCCAUGGCUAUCCAGAUGAUCGCACUGAGGAAGGACUUUGAUACGUUCAUGAGGCGGUCCGAGGUUCGCAUUGGGUUGCUACGUGAGGUCGUAGAAAAACUACAAAGAGGCGAGGAAAUUGAUGUCGAGAAAACCUUGGGCACUGGUGAUGCCGAGAAAGAGAAAGAGUGGGAGGAAGUACUCAGAGAAAUCGAACGCGAAGAUAUCCUCAAGAAUACGACGAAACCCGAAAAGUCAACCCAACCCGUGGCAGAUUCCGUAAAGGCUGAGUCCAGUAGUCCAACCGUUGCGGAAAUGAAGGAGCAUCCUAAGACGAAGACCGGAAGCUACUCGAGUUUUUUCUAAUCUAUAAAUUAUAUUGUAGGUUGCA